Molecule: messenger RNA, 3564 nt
Organism: Lethenteron reissneri (Far Eastern brook lamprey)
Lineage: Eukaryota; Metazoa; Chordata; Hyperoartia; Petromyzontiformes; Petromyzontidae
Gene: GTPBP1
Product: GTP binding protein 1
Biological process (GO): translational elongation
Molecular function (GO): GTP binding; GTPase activity; translation elongation factor activity
Source: RefSeq, a predicted model, not a curated record
CCACCACUGACUCCCCUCCACCCCCCCCACCACCACCACCCCGGGGUGCGUUGCGGGCUGAUGUCGUCAGCACAACCGAGCGCGGACAGUGCGCGCUGCCGAGGAAACGUUCCCAUGAUGAUGUCGUCGUCUUCGUUCGUCGUCGUCGUGACUUAGCGCGGCCGUGCAACUGCUGAGGAACGGCAAGAGCGGCGGUGCAGAGGGAUUCGCGGCGUCGUCAAAGCGCAAGGAGUUGAGGCGGGUGGGGGGGGGACGAGAAGAGGCUUUUGACGGCGGCUCCUGGAGUCGGAAUGGCGAGCGGAGGCCUCGUUUCGUCGCGCGGCCCCGGCUCGGCACGGCCACUGCUGCCGUCCAUCUCGCUGCCGUUGAUAUCCGCGGGGACAGUUCGACUCCUACUAACACGAGCACAACAUCGAUUACAACAGCGCUGACUUGUUUAGGGGGGGCGGCGGCGUGGGGGGGGGGGGGUCACACUUGUUGUUGACGCGUGGGAAAGUGACAGCCGCUCUUGACGUUCGCUUGUCGCGAUCACCUCAGACGUGACCAUUGUCGUUCGGGGCCCAGGUGCACUUAUUUAUUGCCACCGAUUCCCCCGUUGUGGUGUCGUAGAAGCGACGCGAGUUGGGGGGGGGGGGGAGAGACGUUGAUUGUAUCGUGGGAGCGGGCGGUGGGGGGUAGAGGUCGCAGGUCUGCGUUGGAAGGCGACACUCGGGGUCAAGUUUAUUUUCAGUGAAUCGCCGUCGGUGAGGUGAAGGAGGAAGAGCGAGCGAGCACCUGGUGGUAGCACCACCACCAUCACCACCAUCAUCACCGCCGCCACCGCCGCCACCACCAGCGAGAUGGAGUUCCCCGGGUCAGCGGCCGAGGGCAGCAACCUGUACGCGCCGGACAGCGGCGUGCUGGAGACGGUCAAUGGGGAGGCGGACUCGACACUCGCAUCGAAGCUGGCGCUGGUGAGCCCCGACGCAGAGCAGUACGAGCGCCUACUGCAGCAGCUGCGAGAGCGUCUCUCCGAGGGCCAGGGCGAGACCAUCUACGUCAUCGGGCAGGGCAGUGAUGGCGGAGAGUACGGGCUGGGCGAGGACGACAUGGUGGCGUCAGCGGCGACGCUGGAGGGCAUGGCGGGGCAGUGCGAUGCCGAGAUCGUGCUGCUGCGCGAACGCUCCGAGCCGGGCGGGCGAGCGCGCGAGUACCUCGUGCGGCGCAACGUGGCUGACAACGACUUCCUGGAGGUCAGGGUGGCGGUGGUGGGCAACGUGGACGCGGGCAAGUCGACGCUGCUGGGCGUGCUGACCCACGGUGAGCUGGACAACGGCCGUGGCUUCGCGCGCCAGAAGCUCUUCCGGCACAAGCACGAGAUGGAGUCGGGGAGGACGAGCAGCGUGGGCAACGACAUCCUGGGCUUCGACAGCGCCGGCAACGUGGUGAACAAGCCCGACGCGCAUGCCAGCGGCCUCGACUGGACACGCAUCUGCGAGAAGUCGUCCAAGGUCAUCACCUUCAUCGACCUGGCAGGGCACGAAAAGUACCUGAAGACCACGGUGUUUGGCAUGACGGGUCACCUGCCCGACUUUUGCAUGCUCAUGGUGGGCAGCAACGCGGGCAUCGUGGGCAUGACCAAGGAGCACCUGGGCCUCGCGCUCGCCCUCAAUGUCCCCGUGUUCGUGGUCGUCACCAAGAUCGACAUGUGCCCGCCCAACGUGCUGCAAGACACGCUGAAGCUGCUGCAGAGGCUGCUGAAGUCGCCCGGUUGCCGCAAGAUCCCGGUGCUGGUGCAGACGCGGGACGACGUGGUGGUGACUGCGACCAACUUCACGUCGGAGCGCAUCUGCCCCAUCUUCCAGAUCUCCAACGUGAGCGGCGAGAACCUGGACCUGCUCAAGAUGUUCCUCAACCUCCUGUCAGCGCGCAUGGGCUUCAGCGAGGCCGAGCCCGCCGAGUUCCAGAUCGACGACACCUACUCCGUGCCGGGCGUGGGCACGGUGGUGUCAGGCACGGUGCUCCGAGGCCUCAUCCGCCUCAACGACACGCUGCUGCUGGGCCCCGACCCGCUGGGCGCCUUCACGGCAAUCGCCGUCAAGAGCAUCCACCGCAAGCGCAUGCCGGUGCGCGAGGUGCGCGGCGGGCAGACCGCCUCCUUCGCCCUCAAGAAGAUCAAGCGCGCGUGGAUCCGCAAGGGCAUGGUGAUGGUGUCACCACGCGUCAACCCUCAGGCUUACUGGGAGUUCGAGGCUGAGAUCCUGGUCCUCCACCAUCCGACGACCAUCAGCCCACGCUACCAGGCCAUGGUGCACUGUGGGAGCAUCCGGCAGACGGCCACGAUCCUGGGCAUGAGCCGCGACUGCUUGCGCACGGGCGACAAGGCCAACGUGCAUUUCCGCUUCAUUAAGAGCCCCGAGUUCUUGCACCCGGACACCCGCCUCGUGUUCCGGGAGGGCCGCACGAAAGCCGUGGGCACCAUCACCAAACUCAUCUCCAGCGUCAACACGGCGCCCACCAACAUGAAGACGCAGCAGGUGAAGAUGCAGCCCAGCAAGAAGGGAGGCUUCGGCACCAAUGCGGGGCACCACGGAGCCGCGCCGGGCACGCCCGGGGCGGCCGCUGGGGAUGCCGGCGCCGAGGCUGGAGCCUCGUCGUCGUUGGAGGACGCGACGGCGCAGGUGGCGGCACAGGGAACACAGUCACAAGGAGAGGAGGCAGACAAGGAGAAGGGAAGGGGCAGCGGCAAACGGCGGGGAGGUCAACGGCAGCGAGGCAAGCAGGCAUCCCAGACGGCCGUGCAGGUCACCUCGUAGAGGGGUCCUUCCUGGUACCUGCCCACGCCCCCCCGCGCCUCCUCUCGUUGUCAAGGCAACAGAGGAGCCCCCCCCCCCCCCUUUUUCCAUGCCUCCGUGGCCACCAUGCCUGCCUGGUCGCGUACAAGCCCCCGCUUUCUUUCUCGUAUCGCACGCACGACGGGCGGAAGAGAAGGUGUAAAAACGCCCGUGUUGUUUUUAAUUAAACGUUAGGUGUGCGACAUUUCAACAAUUAUCCGAUAUUGCUGGGGGGGGGGGGGGGGGGGAAGUAUCGAAAGAAAAUUUCUCGCGUAGACACAAGAGAGAGAGAAAACACACGGCCGCAGCUCGCAGUCGCAAACGACGGGCGGAAUCGAUCGGCGAACAGGUAAAGGUUUUAGCAACGUUGAACUUUAUAAUUGUUUUAAUUGAAAAUGUAUAAAGAGAAAAUAAAAUAAAGUUCCACUUGGGAGGUGUGUAACAAAAACAACAAAAACAUUACCGUCACCGGUGACGUCUCGUUGGGAGAUGCCCAACGAGGUGUCUUCCUCCGCAGCCCGGAGGAAAUCUGUGCGGCAGCUCGCUCGCCCGUCACAUCAUCACAUGGUCAGGGUUCAUCUCGUCACCGAAUGCAUGCGGUCCCCCCCCUCCCGCCAACAGGAACCCAAACGACCCCUCACCCUCCAAUCGCUCGUUGCUGUAGGCCUCAGGAUGAAUAAUUAAAAUGUUUUCGCUUGCUGCGUGUGGUUUUGUUUUAGUAGUUUUACUUAAUAAAGACAUUUCCCCUAAA